Molecule: messenger RNA, 1059 nt
Organism: Quercus lobata
Lineage: Eukaryota; Viridiplantae; Streptophyta; Magnoliopsida; Fagales; Fagaceae
Product: protein DMR6-LIKE OXYGENASE 2-like
Exons: 3
Coding region: 1-1059 (352 amino acids)
Source: RefSeq, a predicted model, not a curated record
AUGGGAGAGGUUGAUCCAGCUUUCAUCCAAGAACCUGAACACAGGCCAAGAAUCUCCUACAUAGAAGGCAAAGGUGUCCCACUAAUCGAUCUGUCUCCAAUACGCUCCUCCAACAAUGUUUCCGCCAUUGAAUUUGAAGGCCUUGUUAAAGAGGUAGGCAAUGCAUGCAAGGACUGGGGAUUCUUCCAGGUGAUCAAUCAUGGGGUGCCUUUGGAGAAGCGCCAGAAGAUUGAUGGUGCCUCGAGAAAAUUCUUUGCGCAGAGUUUGGAGGAGAAGAGGAAGGUGAGGAGGAAUGAGAAGGAGGUGACAGGUUACUUUGACACAGAACAUACCAAGAAUGUUAGGGACUGGAAAGAAGUCUUUGAUUUUACUAUAGAGGAACCCACUAUAGUCCCUGCCUCGCAUGAGCCUGAUGACAAGGAAGUCACUGAAUGGAAUAAUCAGUGGCCUGAGUACCCUCCCGAAUUAAGGGAGACAUGCCAAGAGUAUGGUCAAGAGAUGGUAAAACUAGCUUACAAGUUAUUGGAACUUAUUGCUCUAUCCCUAGACUUGCCAGCAGAUAGGUUCCAUGGCUUCUUCAAAGAUCAGACCAGCUUCAUGCGAGUAAAUCACUAUCCACCUUGCCCUACUCCUGAGUUAGCGCUUGGUGUCGGUCGGCACAAGGAUGCUGGUGCCUUAACCAUCCUUGCUCAAGAUGAUGUUGGAGGAUUGGAAGUGAAGCAGAAAACAGAUGGAGAGUGGGUUCGGGUCAAACCCACCCCAGAUGCUUAUAUCAUCAAUGUUGGUGACAUUAUUCAGGUUUGGAGCAAUGACAAGUAUGAGAGUGUGGAGCACAGGGUGAUGGUUAACUCAGAGAGGGAAAGGUUCUCUCUUCCAUUUAUCUUCAACCCGGCACACUACACCAUGGUCAAGCCCUUAGAGGAGCUAACAAAUGAGCAAAACCCUGCAAAAUAUAAGGCAUACAAUUGGGGCAAGUUUAUAACCACCAGAAAGCGCAGUAAUUUCCAAAAACUUAAUGUUGAAAAUAUCCAAAUUUAUCAUUUCAAGAAAUCAAAUUAA